AAUCCUCCCCCCACAUCCGCUCUAUCUAUGCUCAUUUGCCUGCUGAAACUGGGCACAGCUCCACUCGCUACGAAUUCCCGGCUAUUCUCAGUCUUCGUGUAGUCCUAGAACCAGUAACCCUACAAUUCGCCUGCUUUGUUCUGUCCUCGCCAAGCUCGUCAGCACGUGCUAUACAUCUUUUGGAAUCCUCCAAAUGCCGUCGUCCUUCUCGCCCAUCCUUGACGGCGCCUCGGCGUCUCGCCACCGCCACGUCACGCCGUCCAACGCUGACCGCCCACUCUCCCUCGAGGCCGUCGCCGAUUGGCUCGUUCUCUCCAAUGGGGCGCGCUUCGGCCUCGAUAUCGGCGGCACGCUCUGCAAGCUGGUAUGCUACGAGCCGCACGGCUCGAAUCCCGACGCGGAAUUCAUCCGGCAUUCACUUGACGGCUUGUCGCCUGCAGUUACCGUCGCCGUUAACGGUAACGGCCGAUCGCCAGACCUUCUGAAGCGGAGAGGCGGUGAGGGCGGGGCGCGGGGGUGCAGAUGCGGCGGGGCACCUGGCGGAAGUUCCAUUGCGGGGAGGUGCGUCGGCAGGUGUGGCGCGGCGCGGAGCGGAAAGCGCAGCGCGGGGGGGCGCAGCAGCCUGUGGCGGGAGAGCCACGAGCCGAUCGGGCUUGGGCCCGGGGGCGGACGGCUCUACUUCAAACAAUUCGAGACGUGGCACAUGGACGACUUCCUCUCGCUCGUGCAGCGCCGCAGCCAGGGACUGCUCUCCGCGCCGCACCCCAUUGGCGCCACGGGCGGCGGUGCGCGCAAGUUCCGGGGGCAGUUCGAGGGGAUCGCGGGGGUGCAGCUCGAGCGAGCGGACGAGCUACAAUGUCUGGUGCGCGGAAUCGACUUCCUGGUGCGCGUGGCCCCGGGCGACUGCUACGGCUACGCCCACGUGGACGCGCUGCCACGUGGCGCCAUCCAGCGGCCGGGCGGCGACUCUGGGUCGGAGUCCCUCUCCACCAGCUGCUGCAGCAGCAGCUGCAGUGGCAGCAGCGACGGGGAGGACGAGGGGGGCGAGAGGGGGGAGGCGGGCGAGAGGGAGCGGCGGAGCAAGAGGACAGGAGGUGAUGCUGGCGGUGGAGCGGUGAGGGAAGGGGGGGAGGAGAGGGUGGGAGGGAUGGGUGGUGAUGGUGUUGGGAAGCAAGGGGAGGGGCGGCAGGUUCAGUUGCAAGCGAGUGCUGAGGAGGAGCGCGUAGAAGGUAGUGCAGCUUGCAGUAACGAGGAUGAGAGCCUCAAGACGCAGCAGCAGAAGCUGCACGAGCAUGCGCGUAUGAUUGGGCAUGAGAAUAGUCAUGGGCAUGGGCAUGUGCAUUGUGAGGGUCACGGGCACCACAGUCACGGUCAUCAUGGGCAACAUGCGCACGGUGCAGAGCAGGGCGGGGGCGAGCAGCAGCAGGGGCAUGUGAGGGUUGAGUCGGCGUCGGACUGGGACGAGGUGGCAGAGGCGUUCAGAGGGGGAAACGAGAGCGAGGGGCGCACACACACGAGCGGGGAGGGCGGGGGUGGCUUGGGGAAUGAGAGUGAGAAGGAGAGUGAGGAGGCGGUGGGGGAAGGCGCAUGUGUGAAGGGGGGAGAUUGUGUGGCGGAUGGGGUAGAGGCGGAUGUGGAGGACGGGGAGGAGGAAGAGGAUGCGGCGAGUGAUGAUGGCGAUGCGGGUGCAGAGAGGGAGGCGCAGGCAGUGAGGAGGGAGGAAGAGGCGGAGGAGGACGACGACGACGGUGACGAAGGGGAUGAAGGGGAGGAGGAUGAAUGGGAGGACGAGGAGGCGGAGGAUGGUCAAGAAGGCAAGGAGCAGGAGGGUGGGAGGGGAGGAGUGGACGUGGGGAGCAGAGCGGAGGAGAGUCCUCCUGAGCAGCUCACGUACCCCUAUCUCGUGGUGAACAUCGGGUCGGGAGUGUCCAUCCUGCGAGUGGAUGCGCCCGGCCAGUUUGAGCGAGUGGGGGGCUCCUCUCUCGGGGGCAGCACCUUCCUGGGCCUCGCGGUUGCACUCACAGGCUGCACCAGUUUCAAGGAGGCCAUGCGGCUGGCAUCGAGGGGUGACAGCACGUGUGUGGACAUGCUCGUGGGGGACAUCUAUGGAGGUGACUAUAUUGAGAUGGGCCUUGCAGCCACCACAGUAGCCAGCUCUCUUGGCAAGCUGGUGCGUCCAGCUGACAAGGCGUCGCCCAGCCGCCGCCCGGAGAAUCUAGCGAAGGCGGUGCUACUAAUGGUGACGAACAACAUCGGGUCCAUCGCCAUGCUGCACGCGCGGCCCGCAGGGGUGCGCCACGUGCUCUUCACAGGCAGCUUCAUGCACAGCAACAAGCUUGCUAUGCGGUCGUUAGCUGUGGCCAUGCAGUUUUGGUCCAAGGGAUGCAUGAAGGCAAUGUUUCUGAGGCACAAUGGGCAUGCGGGGGCAUUAGGGGCGCUGCUAGCAUGUGCGGAUCGGCAUGGAGUGGCCAUCAGCCCGAGCUCCAAACGGCUCAGCCUCGGAAACUCGUUGGAUGUGCCAACUCCUUUCAUGUAAAAGCAUACUGUAACAUCAAGUUACUUUAGGCAAACACAUUGUCGGCCUUGUGCGUGUGCAGAAGAAUACCGUAAUUGCCAACUUGCUGCUGUUAGUUUAUGUUGUCAACAUAUAAUUGUAUAUGUUGUAGGCUAGAUAGGUGCAUGCUCAUAGAGAGUACAACACAUUAGCUUAUAUCCCCUUGUAUCCCCUCAUUCUACUUAAUUCG
Molecule: messenger RNA, 2744 nt
Organism: Closterium sp. NIES-67
Lineage: Eukaryota; Viridiplantae; Streptophyta; Zygnematophyceae; Desmidiales; Closteriaceae
Source: the annotation of a GenBank genome assembly